Molecule: messenger RNA, 1395 nt
Organism: Orycteropus afer afer
Lineage: Eukaryota; Metazoa; Chordata; Mammalia; Tubulidentata; Orycteropodidae
Gene: ATP6AP1
Product: ATPase H+ transporting accessory protein 1
Exons: 10
Coding region: 1-1395 (464 amino acids)
Cellular component (GO): proton-transporting V-type ATPase complex
Source: RefSeq, a predicted model, not a curated record
AUGAUGGCGGCGGCGGUAGUUUGGGUGCGGGCGGGGCCGCGGCGGGCCCCGGCGCUCUGGCAGAUGCGGUGGCUGUCGCUGUUGUUGGCAGCGACGGUGGCAGCGGAGCAGCAGGUGCCGCUGGUGCUGUGGUCGAGUGACCGGGACCUGUGGGCUCCUGCGGCUGACACUCACGAGGGUCACAUCACCAGCGACAUGCAGCUCUCUACCUACUUGGACCCCGCCCUGGAGCUGGGCCCCCGGAACGUGCUGCUGUUCCUGCAGGACAAGCUGAGCCUUGAGGACUUCACCGCCUACGGUGGGGUGUUUGGCAACAAGCAGGACAGCGCCUUUUCGAACCUGGAGAAUGCCCUGACCCUGGCCCCCUCCUCGCUGGUGCUCCCCGCGGUUGACCGGUAUGCCGUCAGCACCCUGAGCACGUACCUGCAGGAGAAGCUUGGGGCCAGUCCCCUGCACGUGGACCUGGCCACACUGCGGGAGCUGAAGCUCAAUGCCAGCCUCCCAGCCUUGCUGCUCAUCAGGCUGCCCUACACGGCCAGCUCUGGCCUGAUGGCUCCUAGGGAAGUCCUCACAGGCAAUGACGAGGUCAUCGGACAGGUGCUGAGCACCCUUGCGUCGGAGGACGUCCCGUACACGGCAGCCCUCACAGCAGUCCGCCCUUCCAGGGUGGCCCGGGAUGCAGCCAUGGUGUCUGGGGGGCUAGGUCGGCAGCUUCUAGAAAAAACAACGCCGGCAGCCGUGCCUCACCCCCCUGUGAGCUACAAUGACACGGCCCCCCGGAUCCUGCUCUGGGCCCAGAACUUCUCUGUGGCUUACCAGGAGCAGUGGGAGGACCUGACCUCCCUCACCUUCGGCGUCCAGGAGCUUAACCUGACUGGCUCCUUCUGGAACAACUCUGCUGCCAUACUGGCGCUGACCUACGAGCAACUGUUUGGUACCACGGUGACUUUCAAGUUCAUUUUGGCUAACAGCUUCUACUCCGUGUCUGCCCGGCACUGGUUCACCAUGGAGCGCCUUGAGAUCCAUAGCAACGGCUCUGUCACCUACUUCAAUGCCUCCCAGGUCACGGGGCCCAGCAUCUACUCUUUCCACUGUCAGUAUGUUGUCAGUGGCACCAAGAAUGACAAUCUCCUCGUGCCCCACUCGCAGCCCUCUGCCUGGCAGGUGGUCCUUCGGGACUUUCAGAUCCAGGCCUUCAAUGUGACGGGCGAGCGUUUCUCCUAUGCCAGCGACUGCGCCGGCUUCUUCUCCCCCGGCAUCUGGAUGGGGCUGCUCACCUCGCUUUUCCUGCUCUUCAUCUUCACCUACGGCCUGCACAUGAUCCUCAGCCUCAAGACCAUGGACCGCUUUGACGAUCACAAGGGCCCUGCCAUCUCUCUGACCCAGAUCGUGUGA